This is a messenger RNA of Haemorhous mexicanus (house finch), 11147 nucleotides long. RefSeq names its product early endosome antigen 1 (gene EEA1). The coding region runs from base 126 to 4478 and encodes 1450 amino acids. NCBI's taxonomy places the organism in Eukaryota, Metazoa, Chordata, Aves, Passeriformes, Fringillidae. Gene Ontology annotation, biological process: endocytosis. Gene Ontology annotation, cellular component: early endosome. Gene Ontology annotation, molecular function: metal ion binding; 1-phosphatidylinositol binding. The transcript has 30 exons. The record is from RefSeq and is a predicted model, not a curated record.
CUGUCCCGCCUCCCCGGCCGCGGCGGCUGUCACGGGGCGAGCGGGCCGCACCGGGCUCCUGCGGGGCCCCGUGCCUUCCCUUCGGCCUGGCCGCGGCUGCCCGGCGGCAUCCGCGCUCUACCACCAUGCUCAGGCGGAUUCUGCAGCGGACUCCAGGUAGAGGUGGGUCUCAGAGCUUGGAUUCGGAUUCAUCUGCCACACCUGGAAAUGCUGUGGAUGUGAACAACGAAGGCUCCUCAGAGGGCUUCAUCUGUCCAUUGUGUAUGAAAGUGUGUGUAACUCCCACUGAUCUGUCUGAACAUUACCAGAGUGAGCACACUGGGACAGAAGGAAGACAGGAGCUUCGUGACCUCCCAGCUGUUUGUGGCUUUAUUUGUCCUCUCUGUAUGAAGUCUCAUGGAUCAGCAGAGGAGCUGUUCAAGCACUAUGAAGCAGUUCAUAAUUCUGGCAUUGAUUCAACUCAUGGAGGGGAAGGUCAUCUGUCACCAGAAAGAGAUGAAGUCUCACUGCUCCGACAAGAAGUCCAAGACUUGCAAGCUUCGCUGAAGGAGGAGAGAUGGUAUUCAGAAGAGCUGAAGAAAGAAUUAGAGAAAUUGCAGGGGCAGCGGCAGCAAGAAUCUAAAUCUGAUGGAUUGACAACAGCUACAUCUACAGAAUCAUUAGAACGGCAACUAGAAGAGAUCCAAGUAGAAAAUUUUAACAUUAAGCAAAUGAAAGACUUAUUUGAGCAAAAAGCAGCACAACUGGCCACUGAAAUUGUGGAUCUUAAAUCAAAGUAUGAUGAAGAAAUCAGCCUUCGGGAAGGUGCAGAACAGAAAGUGACGAACCUGAGACAAGAACUGCAGAAAGAGAGAAGCACAGUAGAAGACUUAAAGACAGAGCUGCUGCAAAGGCCUGGUGUGGAAGAUGUGGCUGUCCUGAAAAAGGAGCUGGUCCAAGUUCAAACACUGAUGGAUAAAAUGACCCUGGAACGUGAAAGAGAAUCUGAAAAGCUGAAAGAUGAGUGCAAGCACUUGCAGGCAGAGCAGGCUAACUCUGAGGCUACCAUUAACCAAUUAAGAGCUGAACUUGCCAAAGGACCUCAAGAGGUAGCUGUGUAUGUUCAGGAGCUGCAAAAACUUCAAAGUUCAGUCAAAGAGCUAGAACAGAAGAAUCAGAGUCUGACUGAGAAGCUGCUGAAGAAAGAACAGGACUACACCCAGCUGGAAGAAAAACACAAUGAAGUAUCUGUGAGUAAGAAGAAUGUGCAGGCAAGUUUUCACCAGAAGGACCUGGACUGCCAACAGCUUCAGGCAAAGCUGGCUGCAUCUGAAGCCUCGAUACAGAGAUUGCAGACAGAGCUAGGUGAAAAGGCAGAAGCAAGCCUGAAGCUUAAAGAAGAGUUGUCUGAAGUAGAGACAAAGUACCAGCAUCUCAAGGCAGAAUGUAAACAGCUCCAGCAGCAGAGGGAGGAAAAAGAGCAGCAUGGCCUGCAGCUCCAAAGUGAGCUCAGUCAGUUGCACAGUAAACUCCUAGAAACAGAGCGCCAGUUAGGGGAAGUGCAUGGGCGGCUCAAGGAACAGAGGCAGCUGUCCAGUGAGAAACUGAUGGACAGAGAGCAGCAGGUGGCUGACCUACAGUUAAAACUUUCUCGUGCUGAAGAGCAGCUAAAGGAAAAAGCAGCAAAUUCCACAGAAUUGCAGCAUCAAUUAGAAAAGGCAAAGCAGCAGCACCAGGAGCAGCAGACACUUCAGCAAAAUACAACAGCAAAACUACGAGAAGCCCAGAAUGAUCUGGAGCAAGUACUACGACAAAUUGGAGAUAAGGACCAAAAAAUUCAAAAUCUUGAGGCUUUGCUUCAAAAAAGUAAGGACAACAUCUCUCUGCUAGAAAAGGAAAGAGAGGACUUAUAUGCAAAAAUUCAAGCUGGUGAAGGAGAAACUGCAGUUCUUAACCAGCUACAAGAGAAAAACCAUGCAUUACAAAUACAGGUAACUCAGCUGACAGAAAAGCUGAAAAAUCAAUCAGAAAGUCAUAAACAAGCCCAAGAGAAUUUGCAUGAACAAGUGCAGGAACAAAAGGCACACCUAAGAGCUGCUCAAGAUCGUGUGCUUUCCCUAGAAACAAACAUCACUGAACUAACCAGUCAGUUAAAUGAAAGUAAAGAGAAAGUGUCACAACUUGAUGUGCAGGUAAAAGCAAAGACUGAAUUGCUACUUUCAGCAGAAGCAUCAAAAGCUGCUCAGAGAGCAGAUCUACAGAACCAUCUGGACACUGCCCAGCAUGCCCUGCAAGACAAACAACAGGAGUUAAAUAAGGUCAGUGCUCAGUUGGAUCAGGUUACAGCUAAGCUGAAUGACAAGCAGGAAUACUGUACUCAGCUGGAAGCCAGUCUUAAAGAGUACAAAGAAAAAUGCCUUUCUUUAGAACAGAAAACUGAAGAACUAGAGGCACAACUUAAGAAACUUGAAGGUGACAUUCUUGAUGCUAGAGCAAGUAAAGACCAAGCUCUUCAGGAGUUACAGCAACAGCGACAUCAGAACAAAGAAUUAGACCUCCGGACAGCAGAACUGAGUAAACAACUUGAAGCAGCAAGAGAAGCGAUGUCUAAUGCUCAACUGGAUUUGCAGAAGAAAUCUGAGGCCCUUGACCAAGCAAACCAACAAAUUUCAAAGCAGGAGGCAGAAAAGGCCAGUCUCAAACAAAACCUUGAGAAAUCAAAUCAAGAUACAAGUAAACAGCUCAAGGAACUUGAUUGUAAAAUGCAAGCAGCCACAUCAGAGCUGCAACAAGUGAAAUUAGAGAAGGACACUCUAUUAAAAGACCUUACAGAUACCAAAGAUAAGCUCUCAAAAAGCUCUGAGUCCUUCAAAAAAAGAAAGGAGGAAUUAGAAAAAGAAAUUAAAAAAGGAAAGGCAGCUAUGGAAGAAAUGGAAAAAUCUUGCCAAGAAUUAAAACACCAACUUCAGGUACAAACAGAGUCUGUAGCUAAAGAGAGGAAUGAAUUGAAAAACUCACUGGAGAAAAAGGAGGGGAUUUCUAAGCAGUUGUCUAUAGACCUUGAUUCAGCAAGAGCACAAGUACUGGAAAUCCAGAGUCUUCUGAAGGAAAAAGAAAAAAGUGAGCAACAUCUCCAGGGAAAGCUGAAAGAGUUAAAGGAAUCUUUUGAGCAGAAGAAAAAACAUAGUGAAACACUGCAAGCUGAAUUAAAAACUGCCCUUUUAGAAAAGGCAGAGCUGGAGAAUAAACUACAACAGCAGUCUAUUUUGUCAGCACAGGAGCUUAAAGCAGAGAAAGGCAAGCUAGCAGACUUACAGAAGGCCCAUGAUAAACAUAAAGAAAACAUGGAGAAGCUGCAGCUGGAUCUUUAUGGGAAGGAGUCUGAGCUGCUGGCAACCAGGCAAGACCUUAAGUCCACAGAAGAAAAACUUGCUCUAGCUCAAGAAGAAUUAGUUUCCAGCAGGAAUCGAAUUGCUAGCAAUAAUCAACAGAUUCAGGAACUGAAGAAAGCUAAGUCUACUCUGGAGCAGGAUGCAUCAAAGAAAGAACAGCAGCUGGGUGAGAAGACCAAAAUGCUACAAGAUCUUCAGAAUGACAGGAUUUUGAAAGAAAAAGAUUUGGCUAAUGAAAAAUGUAAAACAGCAGAGCUCCAGGAAAUAAGGAACAGACUUGAAAAAGAAAGUGCCAAGCUGGGUGAAGAGCUUAGAGCCUGCAAGCAAGAAUUUGAGAAGGAGGUGACAAAUCUCAAGGAUGGAAACCAGCUAUUGAUUCAACAGAAAUUAGAACUGCAGGGCAAAAUAGAUAAUGCGAAUUCUACUCUGGAACAGGAGAAACAAAAACAUCAAGCUGUCAAAGAUCAGCUGAAAAAGAGAGAAGAAGAGCUGAAGAAAGAAUGUGCUGAAAUUGAAGCCAAACUGCACACAGAGAAAAAAGACAAAGAAGAAGAAAAACGGAAACAUGAGGAAAAAGAGACCAAGCUCACCAUGCAGGUCACAGCCCUGAAUGAAAACCUGGCUACCAUGAAGAAAGAGUGGCAAAGCAGUCAAAGACGAGUGAGUGAGCUGGAGAAACAGACAGAUGAUUUACGUGGGGACAAUGCUGUCCUGGAGGCAACAGUCCAGAAUAAUCAGGAUGAGAGAAGAGCAUUGCUGGAGAGGUGUAUCAAAAGUGAGGGAGAAAUUGAAAAGCUUCAGGCCAAACUUGUAGAAAUGAAGAAAAAGCUGGACAAUACAACUGCUGCAAUGCAGGAACUAGGCCGAGAAAACCAGUCAUUGCAGAUCAAACACACACAAGCUCUCAACAGGAAGUGGGCAGAAGACAAUGAGGUACAGAAUUGUAUGGCCUGUGGAAAAGGCUUUUCGGUGACAGUAAGAAGGCAUCACUGUAGACAGUGUGGAAAUAUCUUUUGUGCUGAGUGCUCAGCAAAGAAUGCCUUAACUCCUUCUUCCAAGAAGCCUGUCCGAGUCUGUGAUACUUGCUUUAAUGACUUGCAAGGAUAACUGGCUAUCGUGAGUGACAAAGAAAUGUUACACUAAAAUUUACUAUUUCUGUUGAUGCACUUCAUUCAGCACUCAGACUACUAUUCAGUUUGGACAAUGAUUGUAACACUUGGCAAAAUCUAGUAUAUUUUAAAAUGUUUAUUGAUACCAAGCAAAACUAUUGUAUUUUUUGUGAGACAUGGGCUCAGAUCAUUCAUAGCUUACUGACAUUCAUCAUGGAAAGAGCUUUUAUGUCUAGAUUAGAAAUAUCCAGUUAUUUGUAAAUAAAGUUUAAACAGAGGAGUAACAAUGUAUUUUUUUAUCAUUUAUUUUUUUGUUCAAGAGAAACAGCAUUUAUGUGAUAUUGAAGUUUAUUCUUGUUUCCUUCAAAGAAAAAGGAAGAUGCAAAAACUUAUGAGGAUUUUAUGUAUCAAAUGUUGCUGUAAAAACAUAACUAAUUGUUGCAUUUGAUUGUGUAUCUGAUGGUCUUUAUAACCCCCUGUGAUUUUGUUUUUUAUUUUCUAUCUCUCUGGUUCUUGUGUUUUUCUCUCUAAAGUUUGAAAUCCACAAUGAGGGUAAUGGACUCAACUUCAACUCAGUUUAUUUGCCCACUUGUAGUGUCAGCACCCAAGUCCUUAUCUAAUACAGCCCUUGGGUGCUGGAAUAUCUCUACACAUACUAUAUUGCAUAGUUGGUGUGUGAGUGCAUCUGUCUUUCUGAGAGAGUAUGUGUGAACAAAUGAUGAGACAAAGUUUAUCUGGCAUUGUAGCAAUAUUAUAUUAUACAUUACAAUAUUUCAUCCCGUAGCAAUUGAUUUCACUUUUACAAAUUUGUUUGACACAUUUUAAUAUUCAAGAAACCCUUGUUUUGUUGUUACAUCAUGUGGGUUUUAAAAAGCAAACAAACAAUGCUGGUAGAAGCCUGUAGCACAUUUCUGCCCCUGCCCAUACCCUGGAAGCACUGAGAGAUCACUUCUGUUCUAAGGGACAUCCAGACCUUCCAAACCAGGCAUCCAACUAAGGAAAAGUAUUUUUUGAGACAGCUGUAGUUUUUCUGGCCUUUUCUUCUGUCCCUUCCCUCAUCUUUUGGUGGAAGAAGCUGAAUUCCUGUAACACCUAACAAACCUCACUUUUCCAUUACUCCAUCUGACCCCCAUUACCAGGGGCUCUAAAGUUAGUUAUGUGAUUUAGUCUGCUUAGAAUGGAAAACUGGCUUUGAUAUAAGCCAACAGCUCUAACAAAGAGGCCGAUAUAUAUGACUAUAAAUAUUUAUUCAUACUUUCUGUACUGGGAACAGAAGUUUCUUGUACAGUUCAUGUAGGUUCCAUACUUCUUUUUUGUUGUUAUUUUGUUUUCACCUCUUCAUUUUUAUUUGCCUGUCUCUAACUUUUCUUCCAUUUGUAUCUGAUAUUUCAAAACCCUUAAGAUUAUUUUUUUCUAAGCAGGGGUUAUGCCUUCCAAUAUUUAGAAAUUUUUUGUCUUAAAUACCCUAAUAAAUUCUCCACCCCUCAAAUGCUUUGAUAUCUUAUCAAGUUUGGCCAGCUGUUCAGAGAAAAAAGUUGUGUUCUGAAUUCCUCUACUUCUUUUCUGAGGCAAGGAAUCAAAUUCUGUUACAAUGAUGGUAGCUUAGUCAUCAUGAGGAAAGAUUUGUUUGCUUUUAUCUAGUUACAGCGCUAUAUGUGAAUGAAGAAAUGUCUUCCUUAUAAAAAACGUCUUGAUUAACUGUCAAGUGAAGAAACUUCAUCCUUCUACUCCAGAAGUAGUGAUCUAUAUGUUUCAUAUCCCCUUUUAACUUACCCAGCAGGUUCUACAUUUGCACUGUCAAGGAGUUUUCUUAAAAUUCAGUUCUUAUUUCCCAAAAGCCAGCUGAAUGAUGUGACUAAUUCCUGUCAUUGUAAAAGAUUUUGGGUUACAACUGUGGUUCAUAGAAAACACUGACCUGCUUUUCUGGUUUGAACUUGAGUUGCUUGCUCCAAAAAGAAAAACUGCUGCAACAGUUCCAUAUGAACAGAGCCUCUGUUUCUCCUCAUCAGUGUAACUGUUUGACUUAAGAAUCUUUUGAAUAGAAAAUAUGAACAGAAUCUCUGCCUCUGGGAAUUUUUUUUUCUAUUUAUUUGUUUACUGAGAGAAACCAAAAAAUUUGCUUUAGAGUCUUUCUUUGUCUGGCUUCAGAAAUGUGGGAAAAGUAGAGACGUGACAGUUGUGCUCCAGCUUUGAUGCUUUUUGCCCUUUUGUGUAACACACAAGAGCCUUGUGCUGUUCUUUGGGUGAAGGACAACCACACAGAACAGGAGGGAUUUUGAGCAGGAAAGGAGAAACUUCCCACAGCUGCCUAUCAAAACACAUGAGGCAGAGGAAGAUGGAGAUCUUUCAGGGGAGCUAGGAAAUUGGUUUGGAGAUUCAGUUGUGUUCAGGCAUUUUGGUUUUGAUUGGGAACAUGUGAAAGCUCAGGAGAGACUUCUGCAGUGAUAGAAGCUCUGGAAGGAAGCUCUAGAAACUCUCUUAAUUCAGCCUUUUGGGAUGCCAUUGUGUGAAGACAAGCAGAGUCUCCCUUCUCAGCUGGCUGCUGAAGCAGUGCAGUUGAUGACUGCAGAUCACACCUUGAAGUGGAGCUCUUCAGCUUCAGGGGCAAAACCAGCUUGAUUUUUGAAAGUUGCUUUUUGCUGGCUAGUUUAUAUAAGCAGCUUUUAGAGGGGAUGGAAAUGCUUUUUGAACACACAUUUGUAGAAAGAGGGAUUGUUAAAAUCUGGAGAAACAGUGGGGUAGAAACUUUCAUGUUUGAGCUUUGAUUCUGCAGCAAUAGAUCAUGAUUUCUACAGCUUUUCACUGUGAGAAGUGAAUUUAUGACUCCAUUGCUGAGUCUUACUCUCCUUGCUUUGUACUUGUAACUCUUAGUGCUGGUCUGCAUUUGUUGACAAGUUGAUGGUAGACUGACUCUAAUACUUGGCUUUGCUGCCAGGUUGGAAGCUGUGUUCAAGCUGAAGAAAAUAUCCCAUAAUAAGGGAAACUGGAAGGUGAAAAGCCAUAUUUACAAAUAUGCUUGCAGAGUCUGACUGUUUUGAUGGGCAUGUUUCAGUAGGAAUGUGGGCUUUUUAUUCCACUGCCUUCUAAGUAACUGGAAAACCAAGUAAAAAGCCUGGUGACUUUUACCACAGUAAAAUAAAGGAUUCCAGGCAAAACACUUUAAUUCACUGAUUUUGCAGAGACAGGAACAGAGGGGAAAACUAAUAAAAUGGCAGAAGAGACUGACUCUUGGAACUGGAGGAUGCAUAGUUAUGUGUUUUUACAGCUUCUAGCGACAGUCAGAUUGCUCUGAUUCCCUGAGGCGUGGCCAUUAUGGAGGAAGAGGUGAAAAUGAUGGCAAAACCAGCACUCAAACCAGAAGGUUUGUGGAAUCCUCAAGCAGUCUUUGAUUACCACUCAUUACUCUGGCAUCAGGAAUGGGACAAUGAAGUGUGGGCUUUGUUCUCGAAACUCUCCCAUCUGCAGGAUACUCCAUCCACAUUCAGAAUUGCUGCAAGAACAGAAUGUGAGAGACCAGCUGCUGCUUCAUGGGCAGAGAUAAGCUACAGAAGCUUUUGUAAGUGUGUAAAGGAUGGUCUUACUAAGGGUGGGGAGAGGUCCUUUUAACUUCCUGGAGACAACACCUCUCUUCCCAGUCAAAGACCCACAGUCCCUUGCAUUUUUGCUCCAUAAAUGCCAAAUCCUGCUGUUCCACUCUGGCCUCAUGUCAGCAGUACAUCAUACUGGAGACAGGUAGCAUUGCAGAGGUCAGUGGCAGCUUAUGAUCUGAGCUGGCUCUGCUUCACUGUUAUUUGUUUCUUCUCCCCAUGUACUCCCUAAUGUAAUCUUCCCCCUUCUGCAAAGGUUGAAUUAGGAGGAUAAAAGUAAUGAGUCACAGUAGGAAAAGUUGCUGUCUGGAGAUGAAGAGACAAAAGGAAUUUUCUGCUGCAGCUUCCAACAGAGGCAAGAGGUUUAGAGGGAUCUCAUUUUUCAGCUGGCUUCACUCUCUGGCACAAGAGUCCAAGACUGUAGGGUGAAAUGUGGGUUUUUGCCUCUGUUUUUGGAAGGUGUCAAGUAACCAAGUUGCCAUGGAGUGUGGAGCACAAGGUACACAAGAACAAUGAGUAACUGCUUUUGUUGGCUUUGGGACUGUUAGGGUUGUUUGUGAAUCCUCACUGGAAAAGCUUUCUUAGUAGUGAAGCAAGAAGGGAUUUGGGAGCAGAAACAUGAGGUAACCUCUCUGUGUUUGUAUUGCAUGAACCAGAACAAUUGAGCUUCUCAUGCUAGAUGUAAGAGAAGUGACAUUCAUAAAGGAACCUGGAAAACUCAACUGCUUUUCUGGAUUGUUAAGUGUCAGUUCACCAUGGAGUGGAAACAAAUACUUGUUGCAAAACUUAAAAAAUUUAUGGCCAGUACUCAGCGAUGGACAGAAAAAUUCUGAACCUGAAGUCCAAAUAGAUUCUAAAUAAUGCCAAGAAGAAUGAUAUCACGGUUUGAAUAUGUAGAAACUGAUAAAUUACUCUUCCAGGUACCACCUCUCCUGCUCUCAUAUUCUCAGAGAACUAGGAAACAACACUGUCAUUUGCACUGGGCACUUUUUGCUAUCUAAGAGAGUCUAUAGUAAGUGGAAUGGCAUCAUUUGCAUUGCAUGUGUUAGCUGUAGUCAUUGGACAGCCAGUUUAUAAUCAGCUGGAUUUUUCACUGUAUACAUUUGGCCCUAAGGAGAACUGCACUCACAGUUCCUUUUACCAAAAACAAAAUCAUCAAAACCAAAACCAAAUCAUCAUCUGAGAGCACAUAUAACAAAAACCAUGUUAGUCACACACGUGUCCUUGUAGAACAAAAUUUUAAGAUUAUAAAGUGAGAAAAAAAAGAAUUUUCCGUAUUUGCAAGGAUCUUGCCUGUUGUCUGUUUCUUUGGUUUUGAAGUCUUGACCUCAGCAUCCAUUUUAGAAUGAGUUUAAAACUAUUGUCCAAAGGUAGCCUCUCCAAAAGGACUAAUUGAUGUACUUUUCAAGACCAGCUAUAAUUGCAUGUAAACCCUGCCAUGGAAAUUUGGGUUUUGUGGUACUUUUUCGGUUUCUUUUUAAAUGGACACUAAAUAAAAAAGUUUGCAUGUUUAGAGAGAAUAUUAGACACCACUUAAAUUCCCAAUAAUGAAGAGUGUAGGUACUAGGUUAUGUAAUAAACUCUGCCUACUGUCUGUAGCUACAACGCUCUCACUAUGCAGUGGAUAGGGAAGUGUGUGUGCAUUUAGAGAUUGAUGAAGCCCUGCUACCCCUUUGGAUCACUGCUGUAUGAAAGCAGGAGCCUGGAAGGCACAUUUUCCUAUUUUCCCUCCCCCUGUGACGGAAACUUAACACUAAAACCAAAUUUGUCUGUAUUUCGGGCUUUUUUCUGGGGUAAAGAGGGCUGGGAAAGGAUGUUCAUUGUUAUAUGUCAACAGGUCAGUGCUGGCAGGUCCAGGCUACUGCUGUUGGCUUUAUGGCAAAAUCCUCCAUUGUAUCACGCUGGAGCUUGAUUCCUGGCACAAAAGGGAUGUUUGAAAGAAUGUCUCGCUGGGUUAGCAAAUAACAAAACUUUUUAUAGUAAUUUCUUCAAAAUGCUGCUUGUAUAGAAAUAGUCACUUUUGUAAGAAAAGAAAAAAAGGAACAAAAUAAGGUCACAUCCCCCCCAUUUGAUGCCAUCACAUAAGAUUUAAUUUAAGCUACCUCUCAAUGUGAAAUUCAAACAUUAGGUAAGUGUAAUAAGGUUUUCUCAUGGUCAUGUUAUGUAAAAGUUAUAGUGAAUGCCAAAAUUGCAAAAGUUUAUCACCAAAAAGGAAAAGAGUUGAGUUGGUUUUUUUUAAUGUGUAUUUGAAAUAAUCCAACAGUUUCAAGUUAUUGUGAAUUCUCUUAAAUUCUUUUAACUUCUGUAGCUUCAGCCUUGCAAACUCUAGCUGCUGGACAGGAAAUAAAUGAUAACCACAAGCUUUCAUAAUUAAGGUCUGCUGGGUAAAACCAAUUUUGUAUGGAGCUUUGUCAUUUGGUUACAGGUAGCUCAGUCACCAAAUGUACCAUUCACUUGGUCAUGUUUUUUUUCUUCAGUACUCGAGAUGUGAACUUGAUGAAUGGUGUUCUGUAAUGGGUGUGUGCCACAAAUCACAUGGUCUCAUUUGCCUCUUUUCUGAUUUUUAAUGAUCAGUUUAUUAUUGCAGAUGUGAAUAUUGUUCAUACAGCUUAAUUUCUGUAUAAUUGUAUAAAAUAUAAAUGGAAAAAAUAUAAGUUUUUACUUGGUAUUUAGAAGUAAUGUAUUAUAAAAGACUUACGUUGCAGUUUUACUUACAGAGUACUGUACUUCUAAACUGGAUCAUACCAUCUUGGUAGGUGUAGAUAGAUUUUUUGCAAGAGUCUGUUUUGGUUUUAUUUCUUUUUAAUUGAAGUUUUAUUCUCUUAAGUUCUGCUUUCAGUGUUUGUGUUUACUACUUGUGAUCAUGUAGUUGUGCCUUACAUUGUGAAAGAAUUUAGUCCAGUGUGCACUGUAAUUCUUAAACUCUGUGAUCUGGAAGGUGGCUGUGGAUUUGAAUGGGAAGGUGACACCAUGCAUCAACGGGUUCUGUGUAAACUAUGACGAAUUGUUGCUGAAAUGUCAUUUUUGUUUUCUAAUAUGUUAAAGGAAUGACUAUUAAUAAAAAAAUUAGACCUUUCUAA